AAAACACUAUAAAACGCAUAUUAGUAAUAAAAGUGGCUCCAAAGAGCCAAUAAUACUCCUAAAAAUGACCAAGGGACGGGAGUAAAUCUCUAUAUAAAAUGAACAUAUCAAUAGGCAUAUAAAAAAAUCCAAUAGUAAUAAUUAUUGCGGCAUGUGUUACCACACACACACAAAAUCAUUAACCUUUUGAUUAGCCUUUUUUGAAGGUGCAUCCCAUCCUCAGAUUACAUCAUCUAUAAGUAUCAUAAAUACAUUUCUCCAACUCUUUCCGUGGCAUAUUCCAACCCAAACGGCCAAACUCAACCACCUACAAUUGAAUAUACAAUUAGCUAAGUUAUCCUUCAAAAAAAAAUUUACUUUAACACUCAAAUUUUUUUUUUCUUUAACACAAUAUUAAACCCCAUUUUUAUUUUCUUUGCAAACCAGCAAAAUUGAACUCCACUUGUUCUUUCUAUUCAAAUUUUCUCAGCAAUAUAAUUAUAUACCAUGUGUUAUCUCUAUUUAAUUAUUUUCUUUUUUUUCUUUCUAUUGCAACAAACUUCAGCUUUAGACAAAAUUACAGCUAGCAAGUUCCUUACAGACCCUGAAACUAUAGUCUCCAGUAAUGGUGCAUUUAAACUGGGGUUCUUUAGCCCCCCUAACUCGACACACCAUUAUGUAGGAAUCUGGUACAGUAAACUCACCACGAAUAACGUUGUGUGGGUGGCUAACAGGAACAACCCUCUGACUGAUUCUUCUGGUGGAGCAAUCAGAAUAUCUGAGGAUGGCAAUCUUCGAGUCCUGAAUGCUCAAAACCAGACACUUUGGUCCUCAAAUAUUAAUGUUUCGGUCUCCAGCCAAACUAACAUAAGUAUAGCAUCAGAAGCGCAGCUCUUAGACUCCGGCAACCUAGUUUUGACGGGUCUAGAGGGCAUGAUCUUGUGGCAGAGCUUUAAGCACCCAACUGAUACAGCUUUGCCAAAUAUGAAACUUACUGUCAACAAGAAUUCUGACAUGAGGAAAAUGUUACAGGCCUGGAAUGGCCCUUCAGACCCAUCUUUUGGAAGGUUCUCGGUUGGCAUCGAUUCUUUUGCCUUCCCUCAGCUUGUCAUUUACAAUAAUGAUCAGCCUUAUUGGAGGAGUGGUCCAUGGAACGGCCACAUCUUUACUGCAAUACAAAAUAACGAGACUGAUGAUUUCAAUGAUGCUGGUUUCAUUCUUGAGAAUGACAGGCAGGGUACCAUUUCUAUAACAUAUUCUUACACUAAUCAGUCAGUGUUAUCAAACUAUGGGUUGAGCUAUCAAGGAACUUUGACUCAGCGAUGGUGGGAUGAGAGCGAAAGAAAAUGGAAGGUGGCCUGGGAAGCACCACACACAAAGUGUGACAUCUAUGGCAAGUGUGGAGCAUUUGGAAGUUGUAAUUUGAUGAAUUCUCCAAUUUGCCGGUGCUUGAAAGGAUUCCAACCAAAAAAUAAGUUAGAAUGGAGUAAAGGAUAUUGGGAACACGGGUGCAUGAGAAAAACAUUAUUGCAAUGUGAGAGAGGAAGUGGAAAAGAAGACGGGUUUUUCAGGGUGAAGGCAGUAAAGUUGCCAGACAAUCCUGCAUGGUUAAUUGGAUUGGAUGAAAAUGAAUGCAGAAACCAGUGCUUGAAGAAUUGUUCAUGUAUAGCUUAUGUAUAUGAUUCAAGUAUUGGAUGUAUGUCAUGGGAUAAAGACUUGAUUGACACGGAAAAGUUGGCUACAGGUGGGGUGGAUCUUCACCUAAAACUGGCACAUUCUGAACUAGGGAACAGCAGUGGAAAAGUAGCAAUUAUUGCAGCAACAGGGAGCUUACUAGGAGCAGCUACAGUUGUUACUCUUAUAUUCAUUCUGUGGAGAAGACAAACCCAUAAAAGACAAGGAAAGAAACUUCAGAGGAGAAAAACAGUUUCAGAUAUUCUUGGAAUAGACGGAAACCAAGAUCAAGUUGAAGAGGUUCCACUGUUUGAAUUCGAAGAGGUGGUAACGGCAACAAACAACUUCCAGGACACUAACAAGCUUGGAAAAGGUGGAUUCGGUCCAGUUUACAAGGGAAAAUUAGAAGAUGGACAAGAAAUUGCAAUCAAAAAACUUUCAAAAGCCUCGGGACAAGGAGUAGAAGAGUUCAUGAAUGAGGUGCUGGUGAUAUCUAAACUUCAGCACCGAAAUCUUGUCAGACUACUGGGCUGCUGUGUGGGAGGAGAUGAGAAGAUGUUGAUAUAUGAAUACAUGCCAAACAAAAGCUUGGACUCACUUCUCUUUGAUCCGGUGAAGAAGGAGCUACUACCCUGGAAGAAACGCUACGACAUCACUCAUGGAAUAUGUCAGGGACUCCUUUACCUUCACAGAGAUUCUAGAAUAAAGAUUAUUCAUAGAGACCUUAAAGCAAGCAACAUUUUGUUAGAUAAAAACCUGAAUCCGAGAAUUUCAGACUUUGGCAUGGCCAGGAUUUUUGGGGAGAAACAAGAUCAAGAUGACACUAGAAGGAUCGUUGGUACAUAUGGAUAUAUGUCUCCUGAGUAUGCAAUGGAAGGACGAUUCUCUGAAAAGUCAGACGUAUUCAGCUUUGGAGUCUUGUUAUUGGAGAUUGUAAGUGGGAAAAGGAAUAGUAUUUUCUGGUACGAGGAGGAUUCCCUAAGCCUACUAGGAUACGCAUAUAAAUUGUGGGAGGAGAACAAUGUUAUAUCAUUCAUUGAUCCAGCCAUUGUUGAUACAUACUUCUCCGGACAGUUCGAAGAGAUUCAGAAGUGCAUACAGGUCGGCCUAUUAUGUGUGGAGGAAUCUGCUCAAGAUAGGCCUAACAUUUCUACUGUUAUCUCAAUGCUUCGAAGUGAGUUAGCAAAUAUUCCACAUCCAAAACCACCUGGUUUCAAUCACAGUCAGAAAACUAAGGAUGUCGGUUCGUCUUUCGGACAGAGCCAACAGAGUUCAUCUACGAAUCAUACCUCUGUUGCACUUUUAAGCGCCCGAUAACACAGGGAUUGUAACUAGCUAACAUGGUUUCUUAGGCCAAUGUGGGGUAAACUAUUACUACUGUUUUUAAAUCUAAAGCUUAUUAUUAGCUCAAGUGAUGCCUUGAGUUCUUAAAGUUAGAGAAGGGAAUAUAUUAAGUGGUGAAUGAACAUGCCUUAAAAUUUAA
This is a messenger RNA of Chenopodium quinoa (quinoa), 3136 nucleotides long. Its product is annotated as G-type lectin S-receptor-like serine/threonine-protein kinase At1g11330. Gene Ontology annotation, molecular function: protein serine/threonine kinase activity; ATP binding. Gene Ontology annotation, biological process: recognition of pollen; protein phosphorylation. The record is from RefSeq and is a predicted model, not a curated record. Bases 487 to 2970 code for a protein of 827 amino acids. NCBI's taxonomy places the organism in Eukaryota, Viridiplantae, Streptophyta, Magnoliopsida, Caryophyllales, Amaranthaceae. The transcript has 7 exons.